Molecule: messenger RNA, 2615 nt
Organism: Mus musculus (house mouse)
Lineage: Eukaryota; Metazoa; Chordata; Mammalia; Rodentia; Muridae
Gene: Zfp996
Product: zinc finger protein 996
Exons: 4
Coding region: 244-2040 (598 amino acids)
Source: RefSeq, marked validated
AGUUCCUGCUGGCUGUGCGCGCCUGCUUCUGACCUCACGCUAAGUGUAAGCGGCGGCUGUGGCUCCUGGAGCACAGCGGGCAGAGCUGCGGGCUGCGCGCGCCCCUGCUGCCACCGGGCGUCCCGCGGUGGCUUCCCCGCCCUAGAGCGACUUCCGCGCCCGCGCUCCCCUUUAUCCGAUUCCUGGAGCGCCGGCAGUGACGGGGUCGGAGCCAUGGCCCUGGGCGACUGAGGCGGCCGCAGUAUGCGCCCCGGAGCUCGGGCGAUGCCGGACCAGAUCUCCGUGUCGGAAUUCGUGGCCGAGACCCAUGAGGACUAUAAGGCGCCCACGGCCUCUAGCUUCACCACUCGCACGGCCCAGCGCCGGGACACCGUGGCGGCCAUCGAGGAGGAUGCAGUGACUUAUGAUGAUGUGCAUGUGAACUUCACUGGGGAAGAGUGGAAUUUGCUGGAUCCUUCCCAGAAGAGUCUCUACAAAGAUGUGAUGCUGGAGACCUACUGGAACCUCACUGUUAUAGGCUACACUUGGGAAAACCAUCAUAUUGAAAGACAUUGUCAAAGUUCAAGAAGAAAUGAAAGGUAUGAAAGUAAUCAUAGUGGAGAGAAACUCUAUGAAUGUAAUGAACGUUCUAAAGCCUUUUCAUGUCCCAGUCAUCUCCAAUGUCAUAAAAGAAGACAAAUUGGAGAGAAGACACAUGAACAUAACCAAUGUGGUAAAGCCUUUCCAACACCCAGUCAUCUUCAAUACCAUGAAAGAACCCAUACUGGAGAGAAACCUUAUGAAUGUCAUCAAUGUGGUCAAGCUUUUAAAAAAUGCAGUAAUCUCCAAUAUCAUAAAAGAAUACAUACUGGAGAGAAACCCUAUGAAUGUAUUCAAUGUGGUAAAUCCUUUACAAGUCACAAUGGUCUCCAAUAUCAUAAAAGAACACAUACUGGAGAGAAACCCUAUGAAUGUAAUCAAUGUGGUAAAGCCUUUGCACGUCACAGUCAUCUCCAACGUCAUAAAAGAACACAUACUGGAGAGAAACCCUAUGAAUGUAAUCAAUGUGGUAAAGCCUUUGCAGGUCACAAUGUUCUCCAAUCUCAUCAAAGAACACAUACUGGAGAGAAACCCUAUGAAUGUAAUCAAUGUGGUAAAGCCUUUGCACAACUCAAUAAUCUCCAAUGUCAUAAAAGAAAACAUACUGGAGAGAAACCCUAUGAAUGUAAUCAAUGUGGUAAAGCCUUUUCAGGUCACAAUGUUCUCCAAUCUCAUCAAAGAACACAUACUGGAGAGAAACCCUAUGAAUGUAAUCAAUGUGGUAAAGCCUUUGCACGUCACAGUCAUCUCCAAUGUCAUAAAAGAACACAUACUGGAGAGAAACCCUAUGAAUGUAAUCAAUGUGGUAAAGCCUUUUCAGGUCACAAUGUUCUCCAAUCUCAUCAAAGAACACAUACUGGAGAGAAACCCUAUGAAUGUAAUCAAUGUGGUAAAGCCUUUGCACGUCACAGUCAUCUCCAAUGUCAUAAAAGAACACAUACUGGAGAGAAACCCUAUGAAUGUAAUCAAUGUGGUAAAGCCUUUUCAGGUUACAAUGUUCUCCAAUCUCAUCAAAGAACACAUACUGGAGAGAAACCCUAUGAAUGUAAUCAAUGUGGUAAAGCCUUUGCACGUCACAGUCAUCUCCAAUGUCAUAAAAGAACACAUACUGGAGAGAAACCCUAUGAAUGUAAUCAAUGUGGUAAAGCCUUUACAAAUCACAACGGUUUCCAAUAUCAUAAAAGAACACAUACUGGAGAGAAACCCUAUGAAUGUAAUCAAUGUGGUAAAGCCUUUUCACAACACAGUCAUCUCCAACGUCAUAAGAGAACACAUACUGGAGAGAAACCCUAUGAAUGUAAUCAAUGUGGUAAAGCCUUUACAAAUCACAACGGUCUCCAAUAUCAUAAAAGAACACAUACUGGAGAGAAACCCUAUGAAUGUAAUCAAUGUGGUAAAGCCUUUUCACAACACAGUCAUCUCCAAUGUCAUAAAAGAACACAUACUGGAGAGAAACCCUAAAAAUGUAAUUGGUAAAGCCUUUGCGUGUCACAGUCAUCUCCAACGUCAGAAAACUAAACGUACUGGAGAGAAGCCCUAUGAAUGUUAUCAAUGUGGUAAAGCCUUUGCAGGUCACAGUCAUCUCCAAUAUCAUAAAAGAACACAUACUUUCCUGAUAUAGCUGUCUCUUGUGAGGCUAUUCCAAUACCUGGCAAACACAGAAGUGGAUGCUCACAGUCAUCUAUUGGAUGGAACACAGGGCCGUCAUUGGAGGAGCUAGAGAAAGUUCCCAGGGAGCUGAAGGGGUCUAUAUCCCUGUAGGCAGAACAACAAUAGAAACUAACCAAUACCCCCAGAGCUCAUGUCUCUAGCUGCAUAUGUAGCAGAAGAUGGCCUAGUCAGCCAUCAUUGGGAAGAGAGGCCCCUUGGUCUUGCAAAAUUUUUAAGCCCCAGUACAGGGGAAUGCCAGGGCCCAGACGUGGGAGUGGGUGGGUAGGGGAGCAGUGUUGGGGGAGUGUAUAGGGGCACUUUCAGGAUAGCUUUUUAAAUGUAAAUGAAGAAAAUAUCUAAUAAAAGAUUGAAAUAUAAAAAAAACA